Porites lobata is the source of this 6397-nucleotide messenger RNA. NCBI's taxonomy places the organism in Eukaryota, Metazoa, Cnidaria, Anthozoa, Scleractinia, Poritidae. The record is from the annotation of a GenBank genome assembly.
AAUAUGUCAAAAGUUUGAAAACACAACAAAUUGCACAAGAGGAUCCUUCUUCGCUUCAUUACUGCAUGUCAAGCAGAAGAAAAUAUCUUGCUCCUAACAAAGGCAUUUAGGUUUCCUAAUGUGAACAAGUAAGCAUUUUGCAUACUUCUUAGGACAAAGAUCUCACCUAACUAACAAACAUCGUCUAAUUUGUUACUUAGCUGUUAGGGAAGUAGGUGCGCAAAAUUUUAAUUAUCCAAUGAUUCACUGAUAACGGGCAAAUAACAACAGAAACCGCCAUCUUUCGUACUUCGAGUUUUAUGUCAAUUUGAAAUCAGUCGGCAGGACUUCACUGUCCGUUUGUAGCAACCGACUUGCUUAAAAAAAACAAUGGAGACUUGGCAAUCUCCAUGAUCAUUUGUAAAGAGACCAUGGCAACUUUGGCGCAAUAAUAUUAGCGAUAAAGGAAAAACUUACAUGAAAUUUCAAUUAACUUAAAAGGUUUGUAGCCUCACUGGCUCAUCGGCAAUUUUGUUCACCAAUUAAAAAAGAUAUACAUAUAUCCGUGCAUAUUUAUUCUUGACAGCAGUCAGAGUCAUCUGAGCUCAAUUUUUGGGUUUGGUUGCAGGUGUUUAAUAAAACACUGUUAAAGCUUGACUUGUGGUUUAUUGUCGUAAAAGUUUCUCCUGCAAGCAAUGUUGUAAUCACGCUUUGUUCAAGGUUAGUAACUUGCAAUUGGUAUCAGUAGUUUUGUUAGUUUUAUUAUUCUCCUCAAGCUGGCGAAAAAGACGUGGAUUAAGUACCUGGAAGUAUCAUAAAGUGUACAGUGGAAUUAUUUCCUCCUUGUGCCAAUGCUAUAAGAUAACAGUGAAAUAAUUUCAAUUUAGUUGAACAUUCAGUGUUUUUACAAAAAAAAUUAACGUCACAUGAACUCGGUAACAUGCAUUACUUCGUGAACAAUUCUGCGCCUUUUCCGUUGACUGUGCCAUUUUGUUUGACAUUUGACUGUUGAUUCAAACAGCAGAACUUUUCAUUGCGCCUAGCGCUCGAUUAGUAGAUGCAAACUAAGACAAUUUCAACGCACUGUUUAAAAGGCAAAAGGAAGUUGUUUGGAAAAGCUAGAGAUCUUUAUAAUGUUUCGAAUGCAACCGAAAUUCUUAUUUAAGAACAAACCUACAGGUAAAAAGGGCUCCCACUUUUGCGUUUUUUGGGGGGUUAAAUUUUCCGCUUCUUGAUACUAUGCUAAAAAUUUGCUGAAUCUUAUUAUGCAUCGAAAAUCAACAACGGCCUUAUAUUAACCGAACUCAGGACGAAACGUACCUGUCACGUAAAUAUGUAUGUUUUUACAACAGUAUCGACUUCUUUGGUCAAGCAAUAUUCUGAGCUGGGUUUAAGGAGGCCCGAACCUAUAUAUAUAUAUGCGUGUUGAUUGACCUUGGUUAUGUUUUUGAAUCUUCACUGCUGUGGGUCCAUUGCACAGUUUUGGAAACUCUGUAUAUCUUGCCUUCAAAUUUUAAGUUGGCCUAAGUUGGCCCCUUUCUUCCUCGUCGAAAUCGAACUCGCCAUUACCUCCUGAGAGAGUAAGAAUUGUAAAGGUGUAGUGGUCAGAGCACUCGAACCGGGUUCAAAUUCGCGCGUGGACGCCAUAUGUGGUUGAGUUGUCUUUGGUUCUCUUCUUUGCCCCAAGAGGUUUUUCUUCAGGUACCCCGAUUCUCCCCUCCCCUCAAGAACCGAAAAAAAUAAAUAAAUAAAACGCACAGCAGUGGAAGACGAAGAACCACUAUGUGUUGAUGUGCUACCUCUAAAUCGUUAUCUAUUCCUCAUUUUUUGUUAUUUAUCUUAGAUAACCAAGCCAAGUAAGAAAUUUUCCGACCUCAUGAUCAUCAUUACAACGAACUUUAAUGACAAACUAACAGCCACUUUGUCAGUACUUUGUUACUUUGUUCCGAAAGAAUCAACAUCAGUGAUGCGCCAAGCACAAUGAUGGGCGGGUUGAUUAGCAACAUAUAUGUACAGUUGAUGCACAGUUGUAGCGUUUGCCCAUUGGAUAUUUUAUUGUUUUCAAGCUCAAGAACAGUAAAAUACAACCGCUAUGCUUGUAUGCUGCAAAUCAGUUCACUUGAGGAGACCACGAUCUUCACUGUUAUUUAUUUUCUUUUGCAGAUGUCAAUACCAGAAAGAAUUUUGCUGGUAUUAAUUUUGGUGUCAGAGUCGACAGUUGCACGUAAGUAAAAUUAUUAUCAGCUGGAAUUGUCGUCUUGUAUGUAUUUUCUUCUUAUCAUGUAGUAACAAAGCAGCUAAAAGUAUAGCACAAACAAUUCAAAACCAACGUGUUAGUGUGGGCACAGGCAUCCCAAGCUCACGUUAUGGGUGUGUUAUGUAAUUUUACUUUCUCACAAGAGAGUCGGUGUCGCGUUACAAGCAACCGUUGAGACUUUGUAUCAGAAGUAACAUACAAGGUCUGCGAACGCUAUAUAUCAUUGUUUUUACUUUUUUCUAUAACAUAAAUAAAGGAGACUAGGUAGGUCUCCUUUAUUUAGUUUAUAGAAAAAAGUAAAAAUGAUAUUUAGCGUUCGCAGACCUCAGUAUUUUAUUUCUCAAGUCUCAACGAUCGCUUGUAACACGACACCGACUCUCUUGUGAGAAAGUAAAUUUACAUAACACACUUUUAACGUGAGCGUGGGUUGCCUGUGGUUUGGGCAGUCACAUUAUAUUGAGUGCAAAUGAUGAUAAAGUGCAAGAAUUAAUGUAGCUCAGCUGCUACCAUAAUCCGCAUGGGAAAUCUACCGACUGAUAACACUGAACAUGAAUCGUAUUAAUGCAUCCUUCUAUUCUUUUGAACAGGUUAUUAUUUUUAAUGAAGGAAAGAGCAGGUCACUGAGGAAGAACAGGAGGUCAUUAUUACGAAUCAUAACCAACUGUUCCAUUUCAGUGACCCCAGUAAGAGAUUUACGCAUGAAUUCACCCGUCGAAACUUUGACCAAUCGGAGACUAGAUUGGUCCUGGAGCGUGACCAAGCUAAAAGCGUUUUUUCAAACUCCAUUUGUCGAAGUUUUUUUGUUGUUAGUUAAACAAACCAAAUUCAAGAUCUUUAUUGCAUUUUUUUCGCAUCGAUAGGAUUCCAUUUUCUAUAGCAAUGGAGGCUCCGCUAAAAAUUAUUGGGUUUCGUUGAGCGUGGUGUUCUACAAGAUAGAGAGUAUUCGCUUAUAAUUUGAAGUAUUUUUAAGUAGGUUUAAGCAACUCUAAUUUCGCUUGCAACGUGAUGUACCUUGAAAUCGGAACAGCUUAGAAACCUGCUAAAUUUUCUUUUUCAGAAAAACCUUGGAUAAGCGUACCGUUGCCGGAGUUGCGAACUGUACCAGACCAUUAUGUAUGGUUUCGGCUGGAAGGUACCCAACCGAUUAAAUUGACUCUAAUGAAUACAUCGACACCUUUGAAGGGCGGUUCCAAUAUAAAAGGAUUUCAAAUAAAGCGGACGGCCGGUACCUAUAAGUACACUCUUCUAGCAGAAAACAAUGAAGGAAAUAACUCAAAAACGGUUGAAGUAACCGUUCUGGGUAAGGAUUCAAUGCUGUUAAAUUUCAUUCAAUGUAGAUGAGACAUUUUGCAAUUAACAACCAUAGUAGUUCGCACAAACAGUUGUGUUGAAUUUUGUCCUUAUUUUAUCCGUUGAUGAUUCAGUUCAUUCGGUGGAAAAUGAAUGUACAAAGUUUUAGUCUACUUUCUCUUGUUUCGCCACUGUUUUUAUCACGGGUAAUUUGUGUCCAUUUAGGUUUGUAAACAAUACGAAUUUACCAAAACAUAAUAUUGGAAAUUUGGUUUCACCCUUAAUCAAUAAGUAAAAAUGAAAGUUCUUUAUUAAUACCGUAUUAAUGCAUAUAUCGAAGGGUACCGCUUUCGUGAAAAAUUGCCCCUAUCAACUGUCUUAUUCUUGCGCGAUUGAUUUUGCAGAUUGCAAUCACUGGUGUCGCAGUAAAGGUUCGAUAACAAGUUCUGGUCAAGUUACCAACAAACACAACUGUAGAGAAAGCAACAUAACACAUAACUGGAAAUGCAUUCCAACUACAACCACUGAAUUGUAAGUGUAUUUCCUUUUUCACCUUAAAUUAAUUGGCCUGAUGUUUUCUUACCUUUUAACAUUCCUAUCGUUUUAUCCCAGUUUCACACACAAACUACAAAAUGCUCCAAAAUCCCGACCCUGAAAAUAAGAGAAUCUUUUGGCAACCACUCUGUACUUGUUUUACUUUAACUUGACAUCACAAGAGCGCCAGGCAGCUUUCUAGUUACAAGCGCUCUAAAUGGUGACGAUCAACCUUGGACUUUCAAAUGAGCGCGCGUACAAUGUAAAACUUGCCCUUUUUAUUUACAAUGUGGAAAAAAUUUCGGCUGUACACAUUCACCUUCCCAAUCGUCAUCUGUGGACUAACCUGUUGUACGCUGUUGAAUAAGAUACACGUGGGCGCGCGAAUCAUUGAUGAUGUUUAGGCGACAGAUGCCCAAAGAAAUGACACAGGUGCAUCAAAACCUGCGGCGCGCUAUUCCAACCUUCCUUCCUUCCUUCCUUCAAGAAUGCAGCAUGCAGUCUCUUUUACACCAAGGAAUCAUAGAACUUUUCAAAAGCCUUAUCUUUCAAAUCGGCCGUCAAAUUCCCACAGAAUGAAUAACCGCUGCUCUAUGCUGCACUCCUCUGAACUAAUUAGAAAAUGUUCCUCUCGUCUCUAUUUUUUACGUCAACUCAAGAGAUCCGGAGUGGCACCAAGUGAACUGGUGCAAUUCUAUGUGACAUGUAUUAGGCCCGUCCUAGAAUACGCAAGUCCUGUAUUCCAUCGUUCUCUACCAAACUACAUCAGUGAAGAUUUGGAACGGAUCCAAAGAAGGGCUUUCAGAAUCAUCCAUCCUGACCUGUCAUAUAGUGUAGCACUAGAGACAGUUGGCCUACCGAAACUUCAUGAGAGGAGAGAAAAGAUUUCAAUCGAUCCGUUUGACGAGAUCGUCUGUAACCCCACCCACAGUCUCCAUAGCCUCCUCCCCCAAAGGAAGAGUUGUAAAUAUGCACUGAGACGCAAAAGUGAUUUCACUCUCCCCCUAUGUAAAACCGAGCGUUUGAAGGAAAGUUUUAUUUUUAGCCAUGUCUAUAAGAUGUAGAUAAUUUUUCUUAUUUUCUCUUUGUUACCAUCAGUAUUUGUAAAUAUCCCGUAAUUCAGCCUAUGGCUGCAAUGGUGUUUACAAUAAAGUAUCUAUCUAUCUAUCUAUCAACUAAUUCAUUACUAUUUUUUAGACAUUACCACGUUCCCGGCCACCAAUAGCGUUUCCUAGUGUUUAACGAGUGUCCGUAAACGAAACUAAGAACUAAACAUUCAUCUUCUUUUUCAUUAUUAUUAUUAUUAUUAUUAUUAUUAUUAUUAUUAUUAUUAUUAUCAUUUUCAUUCAUCAUUAUUGAAGAUGAUGUGAACUGUGGAAACAAAAACUUUAAAUGAAGAUGUGAUCGUGGCAGUGGUAAUUGCAAUUUAAACAAUUGCAAAUAAACCCGGUUUAUUUGAAAAAAAAUGUGUCCCAAAACGUGGGGCUUUCAUAGGUCAAAUACGCCAUUGGUUAAACCCCCGUUGAAGUCCCGACAUUUUUUCGGGUUUAUUUGCUGUAGCUUAAAUUGCAAUUACCUCUGCAUAUCUUUAUUUAAAAUUACCGUAAAAUUCCGAAAAUAAGCCCCGGGGCUUAUAUUUUUCAAAGGCCCUUUUUGAGGGGCUUAUUUUUGGAGGGGCUUAUCUAUGGAAGGAAAUUUGCGUCUCAAAAUCGAUAAGGCUACCCUUAUAUUUGGAAGAAAAUUUACCGUUUUUGCAUGCUUUGUUUUACUUUGUACUUGAGGGCGAUUACCACGUACAAGCCCCCCGGUACUUACGGUAUCAUCUUUAUCAUCAUCUUUAUUAUUACUAUGAUAUACCGGUAAAGGUAAAUUCUUAUUAUUUUCCCACUAUAUAAAGCUUUACAUUUAAACCUUACAAUAAUCUAAUAAAAAUGGAUCGUCGCUGAUGGCUUGUCCUCGCUGACGUACAAUUAUUUCUUCUAUUUAAUUUCCUAAAAUAACUCGAAUUUGUAAGACAGCCAGAAGAGAAAACUUCUAGUAAAGAAUUAUUUAAUUUUGCCAGCUCGAUAAUUUGUUCCUGUGAGAUCAAUAUGGUUUUUCUAUUGGCAAGCGAAUUUCCAUUAAGAUCUUCGCUGAUAUUUUAUAAGUUACAGGUUUUUGUAUGAUUACUUUGACCCUCUUUACUUUAACUUUGCUGCAGGGAUUUAUCGUCAAGCAAGAUCGAGAAGCUCCCGCCAAGAAUAUUCAAAAAUCUUUCUUCUUUGGAAAAGUUGUAAGAUAACCAGUUAAAAUAUAUUUUUUUUGUUUAUUCAGUGUUAUUAUUUGAGGAUAUGAUAG